AAUCCGACAUUGACAUUAUGUGACCACACAACUGCAAUUGCAAGUCUUGGAUGGUUUGAUUGUGGUACCCAAUUUCCCAGAAAAGAAAAUUGGACUCAGUCAUAGAUAUACAAGGAAACCCAUACUGUCCCAAGUAAGAACACAGAGAAGGCGUGUGUAAAAGAGGUGGGAGAGAGUGAGAGAGAGAGAGGACAGUAAAUGACUGGAACCACCUCCAAGGGAAAGGGCAGUACCAGAUUGGAGGAAGGAUUGGGACUUCAGGACUGGAGACUGGAGUCUGAGCAGAUCAGUGCAGGGUUAGACAUCAUGGGUCGUGUGAUGGGACCCGUCCUGCUGUGGCUGCAAGAUGUGGCAGCUGUCACUCUCCUUCGAGCUCGCCGGACUCUGCUGCGAGCUGCCAUCCUUUUCUGCGUUCUGGUCUUGAUUCUCUGGGUGGCCAUCUUCCUCUACGGAAGUUUCUACUACUCCUACAUGCCCACGGUCAGCUUCUCCACGCCAGUGCACUACUACUACAGGACUGACUGCGAGUCGUCUGAGGCCAUUUGUUCUUUCCCCGUUGGCAACAUCUCUCUGUUGAAGAAUGGCCGAGAUCAGGUCAUGAUCCAUGGUCAGCCAUAUAGAAUCUCAUUAGAGCUGGAAAUGCCUGAAUCUCCAGUCAAUGAACAGCUGGGAAUGUUUAUGAUUAAGAUGUCUUGUUACUCCAAUAACGGGCAGAUUGUAUCAUCUGUAGCGCGAUCGGCAAUGCUGCACUAUCGGUCAAGUCUUCUGCAAACCCUGAGUACCCUCCUGUUCUCUCCUCUCUUGGUGACGGGGAUGGUAGAGCAGAAGCAGCUCGUUGACGUUGAGCUCUACUCAGACUACAAGACAAACUCUUAUCAACCAACUAUUGGGGCAGUGAUAGAAUUCCAAUCUCGGCGUGUACAGAUCUAUUCUGCCCAGCUUCGGAUCCAUGCUUACUUCACUGGAAUCAGGUACAUUCUCUACAACUUCCCCCUGACGUCUGCGGUGAUCGGCGUGCUCAGCAACUUCACCUUCCUCAGUGCCAUCAUGCUCUUCAGCUACCUGCAGUUCAUAUGGGGGGGGCCGUGGCCCCCGGAGCAAGUACGAGUCCGGGUCACGAUGGGUGAUUCCACUCGCUUGCAGCAGAGGAGAGAUGAGGCUCGGAAGCGCAUGGACAGAGCCUCUUCCCAGACAAGGAUCGCAGAGGAGGCGAAAGAGCCAUACAAAGAUCAGGAAACGAAAGAAGCAUUAAGUUUGAAAGAGACUGGGGAGCUUGAAACGCCUGAUGUGAUCGGUUCUGUGAACGAGACAUUUGAGGACACAGGCUCAACUAUGGAUUCGUCUUCUGACGAUCCCCCGGUGUUCCUGGAGGUCCCCCAGGCCGCUGGGACUAACGUGAGUGCGGAGGAGCCUGAGAAUCUGAAUGGCCUGGAGGGUAAAGAUACCAGGAGGAACCUCGCGGAGGGACCCCAGGUGCCUCAACAGGGUGAAACCACACUUCGCCAGAGACAGGGCCCCUGGAUGAGCCUGUGAAUCACGAGACAGUGCUCAGAUGACUACACGAUCAGGGGUUCCUCAACGAGAGAGAACAAAAACCCGGACUUGUCAACAGCAAACAAAGACUAUUGGGCACUAACAUACACGCAAGAUGCACGUGCAAGUUUUUCCUUUUAUCGGCUUGGCAAACUUGUUUAUUUUCCUGUCUUGAUGACAAGUUUACCUCAUUCAAAACCUUAACCUCAGAUCCUGUGUUACGCUUUUCAUGUAUGUAUUCAGGUCCUAGAUAGUUCUGAAGGGACAUGGAUGAAUUUAUGCUACUUGUAUUUAAACAACCAGCCAAGACAUGGCAGGUUAUCACUUUGAUGAAGCCAAUUCCCUACUGUUACCAACAGGCCUCUUUUAAAUGAUUAUUUCAUUACUUGUGCUUUGGGUAUUCUUUAGCCUGAAUUAUUUACAUAAUUAGGAUACAUUUUAGAUGUGGAUGAAGCUACAGAAAAAAAUUAAAUAUCUUGUUGGAAGCCUUACAUUUGUGCAAAACUCUAGAAAAACAAGAUUCUUAUUCACAUCAGCAUCAGUGUUACCUUUUGGUUCUAAAAUCAGUUUCAGAUUUUUACUAGGCCUACAGCGUUUUGUCAUAAGUCCUAUUCUUGAGGACUUAUUCUUCACUUCACAGUCAUUAUACGUAUUCUUAGUUUUUAGGGCCACUUUGUUAAAACGAUUGUAUUUGUCUUUUGUCUAAUUCAUUUCUAGGUUUUAUAUAGAUGCUUACAUUAGGAAGGAUGUGUUAAGUUCAAAUGGAAGUGUAAUGGGAACCAUAUUUGUUAGCGUGGCAGUGGCCUUGUUACGUGGUAUUUUCUUGGAUGUAAUGUUUUCGUGCUUAACUUAUGCACUUGUGGACAAUGAUAAUCAUAUAUUGACUCGUAUGAAUGAAAAUAAAGUAAUAUUAUGAAGCAAGUAGAAAUAAAUAUAUUGUAUCCAAUGUCACUGAUUAAUGACCUAGGUCCUCCCUAGCUACUAAAGGUGAACUAAUGGUACACGAAAGAGCAGUUCUUGUAAUGCAUCUUUAUUAAAAUCUGUCCUGGUUCUGCUUAA
Molecule: messenger RNA, 2592 nt
Organism: Hypomesus transpacificus
Lineage: Eukaryota; Metazoa; Chordata; Actinopteri; Osmeriformes; Osmeridae
Gene: bscl2
Product: BSCL2 lipid droplet biogenesis associated, seipin
Exons: 10
Coding region: 199-1533 (444 amino acids)
Biological process (GO): lipid droplet organization; lipid storage
Cellular component (GO): endoplasmic reticulum membrane
Source: RefSeq, a predicted model, not a curated record